AUGCCAAUGUCCUAGGGAUCUUCCACAAGUGACACUCAGCGGCACCAAUUGACUUCCUCCUUCCCGGCAGCCGGUCCCUCCUCCCCCGGCGGGCCUGGCGGGGCGGUGACGCUACGCGACGGCGGCCGAUGCGCUGGCUGUGUGCGGCGCUCCGGCGGCGACGGCGGCUCUCGUAGGCGGUUCCGGUUCUGUGUCUCGGGGCGGUGGCAGCUCAUGGCGGCGACGGAGCUGAGAGGAGUGGUGGGGCCGGGCCCGGCAGCCAUUGCAGCUCCGGGCGGUGGGGGCACUGGUCCCCCGGUGGUGGGAAGCGGAGGCGGCCGCGGAGACUCGGCGCCAGGCUCUGGGGCCGCGCCGGGCACUGUCGCCACGGCGUCUGCGAGCGGCCCGGGCCCCGGGGCCGGGGCAGUGGCGGCGGCGGGCCCAGCCCCAGCACCUCCGCCUGGGGGCUCGGGCGGCUCGGGCGGCUCGGUCGCUGGGGGUUCGGGCUCGGCUCGAGAAGGCUGGCUCUUCAAAUGGACCAAUUAUAUCAAAGGCUACCAGCGGCGUUGGUUCGUGCUGAGCAACGGGCUACUAAGCUACUACAGGUCAAAGGCAGAAAUGAGACACACCUGCCGUGGUACCAUCAACCUGGCCACAGCCAACAUCACUGUGGAGGACUCCUGCAACUUCAUCAUCUCCAAUGGGGGUGCUCAGACCUACCAUCUGAAGGCCAGCUCAGAAGUGGAGCGGCAGCGCUGGGUGACGGCCCUGGAACUGGCCAAGGCCAAGGCUGUGAAGAUGCUGGCAGAAUCAGAUGAGUCAGGAGAUGAAGAGUCUGUCUCACAAACUGACAAAACAGAGCUGCAGAAUACCCUUCGGACCCUGUCCAGCAAAGUGGAGGACCUGAGCACAUGCAAUGACCUGAUAGCCAAGCACGGCACCGCGCUGCAGCGCUCCCUCAGUGAGCUGGAGUCCCUGAGGCUGCCUGCUGAGAGCAACGAGAAGAUCAAGCAGGUCAACGAACGGGCCACACUCUUCAGGAUCACAUCCAAUGCCAUGAUCAACGCUUGUAGAGAUUUUCUUACGUUAGCCCAGACCCAUAGUAAAAAAUGGCAGAAGUCACUGCAGUAUGAGCGAGACCAGAGGAUCCGGCUGGAGGAGACCUUGGAGCAGUUGGCAAAGCAGCAUAACCAUCUGGAGAGGGCUUUCCGAGGAGCCACGGUGCUGCCGGCACACCCUUCUGGCAGUGCGGGUCCAGGCAAAGAUCAGUGCUGCUCCGGCAAAGGAGACAUGAGUGAUGAGGAUGAUGAGAAUGAAUUUUUUGAUGCUCCUGAGAUCAUCACCAUGCCUGAAAAUUUGGGCCACAAACGUACUGGCAGCAACAUCAGUGGAGCCAGCAGUGACAUCAGCCUUGAUGAACAGUACAAGCAUCAACUGGAAGAGACCAAGAAGGAAAAGAGAACUAAAAUACCAUACAAACCCAACUAUAGUCUCAAUCUGUGGAGCAUCAUGAAGAACUGCAUCGGAAAAGAACUCUCUAAGAUCCCCAUGCCGGUAAACUUUAAUGAACCCUUAUCCAUGCUUCAGCGCCUUACUGAAGAUCUGGAAUACCAUGAGCUGUUAGAUCGAGCUGCAAAAUGUGAGAACUCUCUAGAACAGCUCUGUUAUGUUGCAGCUUUCACCGUGUCUUCCUACUCCACUACUGUCUCCCGUACCAGCAAGCCAUUCAACCCACUCCUUGGGGAGACUUUUGAACUAGACCGAUUAGAAGAGAACGGGUUCCGAUCCAUCUGUGAGCAGGUGAGUCAUCAUCCCCCGGCUGCUGCACACCAUGCUGAGUCAAAAAAUGGCUGGACAUUGCGUCAGGAAAUCAAAAUCACCAGCAAGUUUCGAGGCAAAUACCUCUCCAUUAUGCCACUUGGUACCAUCCACUGUAUUUUCAAGGAAACUGGCCACCACUACACUUGGAAGAAAGUUACCACAACGGUGCACAACAUUAUCGUGGGCAAGUUGUGGAUAGAUCAGUCUGGUGAAAUUGAUAUUAUAAAUCACAAGACAGGAGACAAGUGCAAUCUUAAAUUUGUUCCUUAUAGCUACUUUUCUCGGGAUGUAGCAAGAAAGGUGACAGGGGAAGUGACAGAUCCAUCAGGGAAGGUUCACUUUAUCCUGCUGGGGACGUGGGAUGAGAAAAUGGAUUGUUUCAAAGUCCAGCCUGUCGCUGGGGAAAAUGGGGGUGAUGCUCGACAGAGAAGCUGUGAAGCAGAGGAGAGCAGGGUCAUGCUGUGGAAAAGGAACCCCUUGCCGAAGAAUGCAGAAUACAUGUACUACUUCUCAGAGCUUGCUCUGACUCUCAAUGCCUGGGAAGCUGGCACUGCCCCCACAGACAGCCGAUUGCGGCCCGACCAGAGGCUGAUGGAAAAUGGGCGCUGGGAUGAAGCCAAUGCUGAGAAGCAGCGCCUGGAAGAAAAGCAGAGACUCUCCAGAAAGAAGAGAGAAGCAGAAGCUGUGAAAGCCACGGAGGAUGGCACACCCUACGAUCCCUACAAGGCACUGUGGUUUAAGCGGGAGAAGGACCCCAUUACCAAGGAGUUAACCCAUACUUACAGGGGAGGAUACUGGGAGUGUAAAGAAAAGCAGGAGUGGACCGCCUGCCCGGACAUCUUCUGAACUGACAGUAACGAAAAGGAGGAGCAGUCAAAGGCCAAGAGGACAGAGGAUGUGCAGGAAAGCUGGCUGCUGGGACCCUCUUACCCAGGGCUUUCCUCGAGUUUGUCUGUCUUAACCAAUCAUUUUUUUCCAAAUCAAUCACCAGAAGCAGACACCAGUGGUGGUGAUUGGCUGGUUGCCUUAGCUGAUUGAAACUGAAAUCAACAUACUAGAUACCCAUGUUCGUAAGGGAGAGGCUUAGUGGCUGAAAGGUAGUGUUAUUCCACAUCUGCAAAGUCAGGUAUUCUUGGCUCUUCCUUCUCCCUCUGCCCCUGUGGAAGGUGACGUCAUCCAGCCUCCCCUGUCGUGUCCUGCUCAGCCAAGAUCUACACUCGAUUAUGAUGCAGGGGCAUUUUGGUGCUGCUCAGAGCAAGAGCUGGUUUAAGAAGUUCCUUUAAAAAGAAACACGUAACACUCACCAGCAGAGGCAUAUGGCUGCGGAGGAGCUUAGGCAUGACGAUAUGAAACUUUCACCAGGGGGCCCCUCUCAUGGGUGUCCGUGCGCAGAUAACUGCAUCUUGGAACACUCGCCAGGGGGAUUGUUCUGUAAGGUUGGAACAUUCAGUUACAUUCUUGGAAGUUUCUAUCUUCACUCACGUAAAACACCCUCUGCUGUUCUCCAUCUUCUUUGUCAGCAACCGGAGGUCACUUCGGUGGUUGUCGGAGGGUUGCAGUGUCCUCACGAGGGGUUUUAUGGACUUGCUCAGGCGGAGAACUUCUGAGAACACAGGCAGCUGGAAGAAGACUGCCGCCACCUUUGCUUUCCCACUUCCUCCUCACCCCCAUCCUUCAUUGCCUUGCUCACUUCUCUUCUCUCUUGGCACAGCACCAGUUUGGGUCUGUGCUCCAGAGUGGAGCAAAACAUUACCUGUCCCGUUCUGCUCUGCAGAACUUGAGAGAAGCAGUUCAUCUGGAAUAAAAGUUGUCACCAUCUCUCAAACCCCACGGACUGGAGCCACCUAUGGAAUAAUGUGUUAAAUAACUGUAUAUUAUAUAUAUGUAGAGAAAAAUCUAAUUUUUUUGUUUGAUUUUCCUUAUGCCCAUUAAGAAUCUUGUUUUUGAUA
Myotis myotis is the source of this 3749-nucleotide messenger RNA. It is a transcript of the gene OSBP, whose product is annotated as oxysterol binding protein. NCBI's taxonomy places the organism in Eukaryota, Metazoa, Chordata, Mammalia, Chiroptera, Vespertilionidae. The coding region runs from base 214 to 2646 and encodes 810 amino acids. The transcript is spliced from 14 exons. Gene Ontology annotation, cellular component: intracellular membrane-bounded organelle; cytosol; membrane. Gene Ontology annotation, molecular function: sterol binding. The record is from RefSeq and is a predicted model, not a curated record.